AUGGCCGAGUAUACGCGGCUGCAAAAUUGCCUGGCGAUGAUCCGCCUCCGAAACCCACCGGUCAACGCGAUCAGUGCGGCUGUAAUCCAUGGAAUAAAAGAGGGACUACAGAAAGCUAUGACAGACCGUGCGGUAAAAGCCAUUGUGAUUUGUGGAGCAGAUGGCAAAUUCUGUGCAGGUGCUGAUAUCCAUAGUUUCAGAAUUCCUAGGACCUCUGGCCUUGCACUGGGAUCUAUAGUAGAUGAAAUACAAAGAAAUGCGAAGCCUGUGGUGGCAGCUAUUCAAGGCAUGGCUUUAGGAGGGGGACUAGAGCUGGCCCUGAGCUGUCACUACAGGAUUGCCCAUGCAGAGGCUCAAGUUGGCUUCCCAGAAGUCACCUUAGGAAUUCUUCCUGGUGCAAGAGGAACCCAGCUUCUCCCCAGACUCAUUGGAGUUCCUGCUGCACUUGACUUAAUUACCUCAGGUCAGUACAAACCUUGCCAACAACUGUCUAGAUCAAUGUGA
Messenger RNA from Galeopterus variegatus (Sunda flying lemur), 504 nucleotides. RefSeq names its product peroxisomal bifunctional enzyme-like. Lineage: Eukaryota; Metazoa; Chordata; Mammalia; Dermoptera; Cynocephalidae. The transcript is spliced from 4 exons. Gene Ontology annotation, biological process: fatty acid beta-oxidation. The coding region runs from base 1 to 504 and encodes 167 amino acids. Gene Ontology annotation, cellular component: peroxisome. The record is from RefSeq and is a predicted model, not a curated record. Gene Ontology annotation, molecular function: (3S)-3-hydroxyacyl-CoA dehydrogenase (NAD+) activity.